Messenger RNA from Juglans regia (Persian walnut), 1406 nucleotides. RefSeq names its product persulfide dioxygenase ETHE1 homolog, mitochondrial. The transcript is spliced from 10 exons. The coding region runs from base 144 to 1034 and encodes 296 amino acids. Gene Ontology annotation, biological process: hydrogen sulfide metabolic process; glutathione metabolic process. Gene Ontology annotation, molecular function: sulfur dioxygenase activity. Lineage: Eukaryota; Viridiplantae; Streptophyta; Magnoliopsida; Fagales; Juglandaceae. The record is from RefSeq and is a predicted model, not a curated record.
CCCCGUUAUGCCGGCCACAUACUGCCACGAAAAAGAAUCACCAAUUAUGAUAAUGAGAAGAUAUCAAAGUUCCCACUUCAAUCGAUUCGAUCCCCCCGCCAUAGCAGUGGAGCAUUCUGCAAACCGAAAAAAGGUAGCGAUAAAUGCUUCGGCUCAGUCUCCUUCGGAUCACUCUCCCUCGCCCUACCACUCUCUUCAAUUGCCCCACCCGUCAUACUAAGCUCAGGCCCCAAACCAUGGCCGCGUCGUACACGACGCGGUCGUCUUCUCAUCCCCGCUCCAACAAUCUCUUGUUUCGCCAGCUCUUCGAGAAGGAGUCCUCAACCUACACGUACUUGCUUGCCGACCGGUCUCAUCCUGACAAGCCCGCUCUGUUGAUUGACCCAGUUGAUAAGAUGGUGGAGAGAGACCUCUCCCUUGUAAAAGAGCUUGGACUGAAACUGAUUUAUGCUAUGAACACCCAUGUCCAUGCUGACCAUGUAACUGGUAGUGGUCUUAUUAAGAACAAGAUUCCUGGAGUUAAAUCUAUCAUUUCAAAAGCGAGCAACUCGCAGGCUGAUCUUCUGAUCGAAGCUGGUGAUAAAAUCUGUUUUGGUGAUCUAUUUUUGGAGGUUCGUGCUACUCCUGGCCAUACAUUAGGAUGUGUUACUUAUGUUACAGGAGAUGGUCCUGAUCAACCUCAACCGAGAAUGGCUUUCACUGGGGAUGCCUUACUGAUACGUGGAUGUGGGAGAACUGAUUUUCAGGGUGGUAGUUCGCUUCAACUCUAUAAGUCAGUGCAUUCACAGAUUUUCACAUUGCCCAAGGAUACACUGCUCUUUCCCGCCCAUGAUUACAAAGGGUUUACCGUUAGCACUGUGGAGGAGGAGAUGCUUUAUAAUCCUAGGCUUACAAAAGAGGAGGAAGCAUUUAAGAAUAUUAUGGAAAAUCUUAAACUCCCAUACCCGAAAAUGAUAGACAUCGCUGUCCCUGCAAAUAUGGUGUGUGGGUUGCAAGAUGUCUCUGCAAAGCCUGUUGAAGCAACAUCAAACUAAAUACAGACAGUCUCAACUACCAUCUCCCAUGAAAUGAUAAAAGUCUUAGCAGGAUCGGAUAAAGUGGAGUAGGAUGGUGUCGAACAAAGUCUCUUGGAUGAAAUUGAUUGAGAACGAGCCCAAUCUAGACAAGAAAAUGGAGUUGAUUGUGAUGUUUGUAGAGAUGGUUUUGGCUACCAUUGAGAAAAUAAAGCAAAUUAUUUGAUGAUUUUGUUAUGUUAGUUACAGACUAUGUUAUGCUACAUUUUUGUAAUAAGGAGUUGAUACUCCUUGACUAUGUUAUGUUACAAUUCAUAGCUUACUUGUCAGUCCUUUAGCAAGUAUGGUAUAUUUUUAAGUUAAUAUGAAGUUGGGAUAUUAGUCGUUAUGGUA